UGCCUUCCAUUUCCGAUGUUAUAAAAGGUCAUACACACGGCGGAGACGCUCAACGCUGCAUGCAGGAAAGGGGAGUGUCAGGAGCCGGUUUGGGGUAGCCGCACACCGCGAUGUUCAAGAUCGAAGGACUCGGGCCCAAAAUGGACCCAGAGGAGAUGAAGAAAAAGAUGCGAGAAGAUGUGAUUACAUCUGUGCGCAACUUUCUCAUAUAUGUCGCUCUUCUUAGAGUCACACCAUACGUUCUCAAGAAGUUGGACAGCAUAUAAGACGAUAUGAUCUCCACUUCCAUACCCAAUUUCUGCUCAGAAUGAGUACGGGGGGUUUCAGCGUCAGACACUGGAAGCAGCUAAUACCAACCAAGGCGUCGAUGGAGUAGAAUUCAUAUUCAAGGACUUCUAUCAAGAAGAGUGCUAUUGUCUUUCCCUGUGUGUCUAUGUAAACGAUGUAGGC
This is a messenger RNA of Megalops cyprinoides (Indo-Pacific tarpon), 450 nucleotides long. RefSeq names its product translocase of outer mitochondrial membrane 5 homolog (yeast) (gene tomm5). The record is from RefSeq and is a predicted model, not a curated record. Bases 111 to 266 code for a protein of 51 amino acids. Gene Ontology annotation, cellular component: mitochondrial outer membrane translocase complex. The transcript has 2 exons. Lineage: Eukaryota; Metazoa; Chordata; Actinopteri; Elopiformes; Megalopidae.